Pocillopora meandrina is the source of this 8080-nucleotide messenger RNA. The record is from the annotation of a GenBank genome assembly. NCBI's taxonomy places the organism in Eukaryota, Metazoa, Cnidaria, Anthozoa, Scleractinia, Pocilloporidae.
CUGCCAGGCGUUCUCAAAUUGCUUGGACGGAAGUGGACGUUAGGACAGGUCUUAAUCUACCCCUCCCCAGAGAGAAAUCACUGCAGACCCCUUUGACCUGUGAAUAGCAGGAAAAAUAAUAACCCUUAUUUUCUAAUCGUAACGUACGAUCUUCACAGAAUUUUUUUUCUGUUCUUUUUUCAAUCUCCUAUAUCUAGAAGAGGAUAUUCCUCACCUCAUCUCCAGUCCCUUUUCAAAUCUUCAUCCUACCUGAUCCAUCAUGGCGGCCAGGCGUCUUCCCGAGACUUUUCGGAAACUUAUAAUUUCUAAACUUUCCACAAAUUACAGAGAGGCUGCCGAACUGUUAACGGUACCUAUGUUGAAGCCAGGGCCGGAUGAGUUACUCGUCAAAAACAGGUAGAAUAUUUAAACGAGGUGUUCACACCGUGAAGAGGUACCUCUUUCAUCCUUAGAGAGUCCCCUUCGGGAAUAUUUCCAAUUAUUUUUUCUCCGCGGUUCAUUCAAAAUAAUCUCUAGCAGCCGAUCUUUUCUGUGGGUUUUGAAUUUCUCUCGGCUUGCAGGUGUGCAAUGAGAGUUUUUGACUCGUAAGGGCGUGUGAAGUAGAUGAUCAACCCGUAACUCAAGCAUCUUUUGCACUCACGCCUCAGGCGUCAUGCACAGGGUGUAAUUGAAAAUAUCAAACAAUAUCAUACAUGUUCUAUGAAAAGCAAGGGUUGAGCUAGAUUGUUGUAACUAUCAAGUACAGCAGAUCACAGGUCCAUUGAGAUGUCCUUGGCAUGGGAUAGCUUCUGUUCCUUCGGUUCCCCUCUACCUACCCAAAAAAGAAUUGCAUACCACAAUUUAUAUCUCAUACAAGUUUGUUGAUCACAAUUGCAUCUUUUUCGGAAAACAAGGCUGCUGACCCUCCCCUGCUCUUUUGCACUCACAUACCUCACUAUCCCUGCUAAUUUGUUGCCCUCCACCCCCACCAAAUCCCUUUUAAAUAAGGAUAAUACCCUACUGCACCAUGCUCACAUGUCUUAUUACUGUGUGUGAUUUCUAUUUUGUGGUUUAUGAUUUUACAGAUAUGUUGGGAUUAAUGCCACAGAAAUAAACCAUUCUGCUGGUCGAUAUAACCCAGGGGUACCCCCACCAUUUGAUGGUGGACUAGAGGUGAGUGUACUCUAAUUUAGUUUUAAGACAGACUCAGACCUCUAACUAAUGACAGAAAUAGCUAAUAAAUUUAUUUGCCAGAUGUAGAAGGAACUAUGAAUUCUUUGUAUCACCAGCAGCUAUUAGCAAAAUAGUAAUUCAAGGUCUUGCCAAUACCUCUUCAGCCAGGCCAUGCAUUUAUUUACUAAUCAGUUUGUUACUCUUAUAAAGCUGAUCAUGCUCUCUGUGUGUAAGAUAAGCAGAACUUGUCGGAAAUUGCCAGCAAGAGGGAGGGGAAGGUAGUGGAGAUUCUCUGUUUAGCAGUGAAACUAAAAUAACCCCCCCCCACCCCAACAAUUAACAACUCCAAAUGAUGGUGGUUAGGAGAAUUUUUCAUGACUUUUUGACAAGUUCAUUAAGUUAAAACUUGAGGUGAAAAAUGUGAAUGAUCUCCCUGUUGGAGUAACAGGAAAAAUAAUUUAGAAAACAUUUGCUUCCUAUUAUAAGCUAGACAUAUUAUUAAACCAUCUCUCUCUGAUCAUAGUGGCUUAGCCCCUUAUAUCAUGAUUUUCCUUGUUCCCUACCUCUUCCUUCACUAUUGCUGAUUUCUGGGUAGUCACUACUACUACUGAUGCAAUUUUCUUUCCCAAGGGUAUUGGAGAAGUUGUGUUAACUGGUGAGAAAUGUAAAAACUUUCACCAAGGUCAGGCAGUUGGAUAUUUUCAGUUUGGAACCUUCUCAGAAUAUAUGGUAAAAAUUUUUUUGGAUUUUUUUGGAUAUCAGUCAUAAUGUAUAAGUUCCUUUAAAACUGCUUGUUACUUCUACAAGUAAUGCACUAUCUGAAUGCAUAUAUUAUUUUUAUGAAUAGUUAAAAAAAAGCUUUUGUGAACAUGAUGGAAAAAUUUUGCAGAGCCUUUUAUCCAAUUUUGUGACAUGAUUAACCUCUCAAGAGUGAAUUGAAACUAAUUACUUUGACUCUAUAUUUUUUAUAAAAGAAAAAAAAGUCGGAGAACCCUGAAAGAAUUAUUGAUAUCUGAUUUAAAUUUCUCACUUGUCGUUGCCGCCUUUUUGCACAAUAUGGCUAUUUACUUUUCACUUUUUGUGAGUAAUCUUUCAUAUAAUGAAUACUGACAUCCACCAAAUCUCUUUGCAAAUGAUUUCCUAGUUGGCCUUAAAUGUCUAGACAGGAGUUGCAUGUUCUUGAAAGAAACUGGUUUGGUGCAAAAACAAGCUGGUAAAAUAUCAAGUAGAACAUCAAUGGAAGAGCAAUACAUGUGAAUCUGCUACCAAAAUAAUAAGUUGCAACACUAAAAAAGCUGACUCAUUUGAACAUGGUUCUUCAGUCACUACCACUUUGCUACUAAUCCAACAAGAUGAUAUGAUGAAUGAUUCUCACAUGGUGAUCUUGUUGAUAUUGGUAUUCUUGCAGACCAUUUCCUCAAAACAAGCAUUUCCCCUGCCAAGAGUGGAUCCUGUAUAUGUUUCAUUACUCAUCAGUGGCCUGACUGCUGGUAUUGCUCUUGACAAGGUGCUCAGUUUUUCAAUGUAUAUCAUUUACCAUAAACAUAUUUUGCCUUACUUUGCUUGCGCCAUAAUAAUAUUUUAAAGUGAUGACAGACCAACAUUAUUUCUUCCCUCAAUUAUCCCUAUUGGGGAAGACUUGGUGGCCUGCAGUGAGUUGGACUGCAGAUCAAGAGGCACAGGUAUGAGACUUGGCCGCAUCAUUGCAUUGUGUUUUUGGGUAAGACGCUUCACUCUCAUGGUGCCUGAGCCCUCCACCCAGGAGUAUACAUGGGUAUGACCAAGCUGUCAGGAAACCCUGACAAAAGGAUGAGGGUGACUAGCUUCCUGUGAAAAGGGGGAUAAACUGUGGCUGGAGGGGGGUAGCCAGGAUUUUUCAAAGCAGGGGUCACACUGUGUCAAAUAGAGAGUACUCACCACAUUAUCAAGUCAACCUCCACACUGUGUUUUACUUAAUAUGACACAAAAAGUUUCCAAAAGGGGGUCAUGGGCACUCCAGAACCCCCCCCCCCCUUGCACUAGACUUGACUUGACACUAUUUGUACUUUUGUGAAGGGACCAGAAGUAAUCUGGAAAUUAGAAGAUCAAUUCUUGGAUGAUACUGAACAAUUUAAAAAGUCUUGUUUUAUUGCAAUAGGUUGGUGAAAUUAAAAGCAAUGAAAUAGUUCUGGUGACAGGUAAAUCUAUUUUAUUAUCAAGUUUGUUUUGAACACUAGAGUUUCAUAAACUUAACUACCUGUCAGUCCUAAUCUUAAAAAAAGAAAAUACUGGUUUCACAAUAAGAAAUGAUAGGAACUCUUGACAUCUGAGCUCUUACUUGUUAAUAUUUCUUAUUUCCUUAAACCAAUUACAGAGUAUAGUUAAAACAAAACUGACACAAUCUUGGAUAUCUAUUGACAAUCAAUUUAAAAAGUACUCUGUCUAAUGUUAGUUCCACUGUUUUCUUACAGCGGCUGCAGGAGGAACUGGUCAGUUUGCGGUAUGUUGUAUCAAACAAUUACCUGAGCUUGGGAUGUUGAGAGUUUUUGGGCCUUGCACCCACUACAAAUUUUUUGUUAUGGAGUUUAGUUUAUUAUGUUUCAACAAUGAUAAACCUUGAAUUCAAUAAAAGGGUUAUGAAGUUGCAUUUUUAUUACGAUGUCUAUCAAUCAUGAGUUCCCAAUUUUGGGAGAAAACUUCUUGUAAUUUAACUGCAACCUUCAAUUAAAAAGGGUUCAUUACGAUGUCUAUCCAAUCAUAACAAAACUGAGAAAAGAAAAGAUCGAUAAGAUAAGGGUCAGGUAAAAUAAGAAAUGAAUGAAAACUUGAAAUCCAGGAACUCACAGAGUUACAAACAUUCGGAGUUGGGUAGGAGUUGGAACGAGCUCAGCAUGUGGGACAUUUCAUUUUUUGUUACACAAAUACUUUUGAUAUGUUAAUUUUCAAAGGUCCAACUUGCAAAGUUGGCGGGAUGUCACGUGAUUGGCACAUGCUCGACAGAUGCCAAAGGAAAUUUUUUAAAGGUUGGUUGGCUUAACCCUUUACACCCAACUUUAACAUUGAUAUGCAUGUUCUCCACACUGUUCUUCAUACAUUUCCUAUAAUACUGACAAGGAGAAUUUGACUUACAAUCAAGAGCUUCUUCAGUUUGUGAUCAUUUCCUUUAUUCUCAUGACCAUUAUGUGUGAUUCAGGGGUGAUAAGUGACGCAAGGUCACUGCCAUUAUGCACCUGAUUUUUUAAUGUUUGGAUAGGGUAAAACUUUGGAAGUUUUUCUGGCAGCAUGUUGCAUGACUGAAUACCUUAACCCUUUCACUCCCAAGACUGAUCUAAUUAGUAAUUCUCCUUACUAUCUGCCAUACAAUUCUUAUGAUGUUAGUUCAGAGAAUUUGGUAUUGGAUCAACUAAUAAUCCCAUAAUUGAUAUUCUUCUCUAUUCUCAUCACCUACCUGCUUGAUAUUGUAUUGAUAUUGUAAGGAGAAAUUCUGUCUUGGUCACUUGUGGGAGUGAAAGGGUUAAGGGCUGAAUCUGGGCAAAGUGAACUCACUUCUUCGUAGGGUGUUAAAAGAACAGUCAACUGUGGAGAAAGCAAGUGUCUUUAACCACGGCAAAAUGAGUGCACAUCUCGCGUCAGCAAUAUCGCGCGCGCAAAAGAUUGAGAUCAACAUUCUUCCUUCAAAAACAGCUAAUGAAAGAUGGCAUUAUAUAAUUUGUUCUAGUUUGCAAAGAUAAAACCGAAACCCUAUAAUAGUGAUUCAUUGUGAUUACUGCGAUGUUUUAUUUAGCCUUAUUUUUUAAUUGCAGUCUCUUGGAUGCGAUCGACCAGUAAACUACAAGACAGAGAAAUUAGAUGAAGUCUUAAAGAAGGAAUUCCCGGUAAGAGCAGAGAAGUAAACAAUUUUUGGGGGGCAGGGGAGACUGAGUUGUCAGGCCGAGUACCACCGCUUGUUUUCUGAAUGGUCUGAAACAAAAAGUUUUCCCAACUUCCUCCACUCCUGUUUUGUUAUUGUUGUUGUUGUUGUUGUAGAAUGUCCUGGGGGACGUUUCGCCCUUCAUCAACAGGCAACCUACAGACACAAGACUCAGGACAUGAGACAUUCAUUUCCAUGAUCCGUAAGAGUGGCGGUGUCUAUCAUUUUCUCUCGGUAGAUUCCUACUUAAAAUUUAUAAGUGGCAAUUGAAGGAAUGAAGGAAGUAUCACCGAGACAUGUUAAUAGUUUCUGUGAGUUUUGUUUUGUUCUAAAGUGACAAUGCAGAAUUUAUUUUGGGGUUUCUUUUCCAGAAUGGUGUUGAUGUAGUGUACGAAUCCAUCGGGGGAGAAAUUUUUGACAUUUGUGUCAACAGGUAAGAACUGACUUUGACUGAAAUAAAACUUAAAUUAUAUUUAAGCAAUUUGACGGUUUGAUUAAAAGAGGGCUCUGUCAAACAGAAUUGGUACAAAAAAAUGAUCCAAAAUUUCAGCCAGGGGAAUUUAUCGAGAAGUGAGAUUAUUCCUUAAAUUUUGGUUCCAGACCCUCGCCAAAAUGCACAAACAGGACCGAGUAGUUCGACAUGCGACGAUCACUAUUUUAGAUUAGCCACUAUAACAGUUAGCUUGUUGCAUGUUUAGCACAGGCCCGUUGAGUUUUCCGAGAAUACCACCUUGGUUUAGUGUUAACCGGGUUUCAAAGUCCCAUGUUUUAACAAUAUGAGGAACGUUGCCAUCGUUAAUGCGUCGACAAGAGGUUUUUAAACAAUAUUACUGGUCAACACUGAUUAACGUAUCAUUUUGUAAUUUAAGGACAUGAUCUUAGUUAAGUUUCCUUCUCCCUUUUUAGGCUGGCUAAGAAGGGUCGCUUGGUAACAAUUGGUUUCAUUACCGGUUACCAGUCCAAGUUAGGAUUCACCCCGGUCAAAAACGCAACUCUUGUUCCAAAGGUAUUGUGCAAUAAUGCGAUGCAGCACUCCUUUCAGAGACAGACAUAUCGAAAAUUAUGACGGGGGAUGGAAUAAGAAAAUCUCAGGCAGCCGGAAUUUUGUUCUUUUCUUGAAAUCACUGUAUUGGGUGUUAAAGGUUCUAAAACGAUCAAUUCAAAAAACGCUGAUACAAAAUUUUCUUGAUAUUCUUGAGACAAUCAUAAGCAUGAAUGGCUUUCACUUACACUGGAAUACGCCAUCAAUGAGGCUUGUUGUGUAAGUCUACCUAAAUGUCCAGUUCAAAGAGCAAGUACCCCUAAUUUAAUUUUCAAAACUAGACCACAGGCAGUCCAAGCUCGAUCUACUAGUAAAUCUGUAUUAAAUUAUUCAGGCACAACGGUAGAAAUAUAGUAUUUAUAUAAGGAUUGUUUGUGGAAACCAAAAAUAUUAGGGAUUCGAUUUCGACAAUAGUCGUGUGUGUCUGUUUGUCUCCGUGUGGUUUUUGAGUCGAUUCCUGGCGAUUUAAGCGUGCGUUUUUCCUGUAUGUAUAUAUUUCACAAAAACACACACAAGACAAACGAACUUAGGACUGAAGCGAGGUAAGCUUGUUAUUUUUGAUGUUGAAUUCCCUGAUAUUUUUUUUCCUUUUUUUAACACACCUCUCACGGAAGCCCUUGCAAUUCUACCCUUGUGUGUUAACUACACAAUGCAGGUAAAACUCGCAUAUCGAGCUUGGGUAACCUGUGAUCCGACAUGUGCUGAUUCUUCGCCUCUGUGUAUUUUAUUUUGCUUCUCGUAUCUUCAGCUGUUAUCCAAAUCGGCGAGUGUCCGUGGUUUCUUGUUAUUUCACUAUGCUGAGGAGUUUAAAUCAACUCUGGCUAAACUUGUGGACUUGUACGACAGCGGGAAGUUAAAGUGUCACAUUGACGUUGGACAUUCAUCGCCAACAGGAGUCUUCAAAGGUCUGGAUUCAAUACCGGAUGCGGUCGAGGUAAGGAUUAAAAUGAAUAUCCUGGGAAUCAGAGAAUUGAUUUUUAUAGUUAGGGACCGGUAAAUAAGUUAUCGCAUAGCUUCAAAGCUCGGGAGGUGGGUGGGGGUCCGCAGGGUUUUGAUUGUUUAACAAUAAAAUUUACCCGAUCCUCCAAAAGGGCUCUGUAAUAUUCUUAUGCCCUUGGGGCAGUUAAUUGGCUGUCUAUUUGUAUUUUUCCCCGGUUAUACUCUGUUGGCGACGACUGAUCCCCUGUCCAUUCCCUUUUGUGACCCCCCUCCAAAAGCCUCCGUUUCCUCCCCGGAUAAAUAAUGACUUGUCCCUCAACCCUUUAACUCCUAUGAGUUACGAAAACAGAAUUUCAAGCAAACAAGUGAUGAGAAGAAAGAGAAGUAUCAAUUAUGGGAUUAUCAGUUGAUCCAGUAACAAAUUCUCAGAACUAAAAUCAUACAAACUGCACAGCAGUUAGUAAAGAGAAUUACUGAUGAGAUCUUGGGAGUUAAAAGUUUAAUUGUGACCCACCUACCAAACUGGUUUAUUCAAAGAGAGGUAGAGCAUUUUUUCAGGAAUUUUCUCAAAGUAAAGGUUCCAUCCGAAUAGAGAACUAUAAUCCAUGAAUUGAAAAUAUGGUCCGGGUCGGGUGGGAAAGAAUAGUGAUUGUAGGCGCCGUUAGUAACAUAUCCGCCUUGGUUCAUUUUUUGUUGGGGUGGCGAGCACUUCAGGUGCUGAGCACAUUCGGGUGACGAUCAUCCUUUGGGUGCCGAGCACUAUUGGGUGGCGAUCUCUCUCAGAAGCCGAGCACCUUCAGAUGCUUAGCUCCCUAUAGUCUUUUAGUAAUAUGAACGAAUUCCACAGGAAUAAAUCAGUGAAGUGGAUAAGCGCUACAUGUAAGAUUAUUGCUUCUAUCUCGCUUUGGUAACGCAUGAUCCAAUUUUCGUUUCUCGCCAGUAUUUGCACAGUGGGAAAAGUUCAGGCAAAGUUGUGGUGGAGAUACCAGAUAACCCAAAAAGCCUUCUGUGAAGAAAACAAAAUAGUUUAAGCCGGACAAUUCUUGAGGCCGCGGUAA